AUGACCUCCUGCAGCCGCCAGUUCACCUCCUCCAGCUCCAUGAAGGGCUCUUGUGGCAUUGGGGGCGGCUCCAGCCGCAUCUCCUCUGUCCUGACCUCAGGGUCCUGCCGGGCCCCCAGCACCUACGGGGGCCUGUCAGCCUCUUCCUCCCGCUUCUCCUCCGGGGGAGGCUUUGGGAUGGGGGGUGGCUAUGGUGGUGGCUUCAGCAGCAGCAGCAGCAGCGGCUUCGGUGGGGCCCUGGGUAGCGGCUUUGGUGGAGGAUAUGGUGCUGGCUUUGGUGGUGGCUUUGGUGGUGGCAUCGGUAGUGGCUUUGGUGGUGGUGAUGGCCUGCUGGUGGGCAGUGAGAAAGUGACUAUGCAGAACCUCAACGACCGCCUGGCCUCCUACCUGGACAAGGUGCGGGCCCUGGAGGAGGCCAACACUGACCUGGAGGUGAAGAUCCGUGACUGGUACCAGAAGCAGCGGCCAACUGAGAUCAAAGACUACAGCCCUUUCUUUAAGACCAUCGAGGACCUGAGGAACAAGAUCCUCACAGCCACUGUGGACAAUGCCAAUGUCCUCCUGCAGAUUGACAAUGCCCGCCUGGCAGCCGAUGACUUCCGUACCAAGUAUGAGACGGAGCUGAACCUGCGCAUGAGCGUGGAGGCUGACAUCAAUGGCCUGCGCAGAGUGCUGGACGAGCUGACCCUGGCCAGAGCCGACCUGGAGAUGCAGAUCGAGAGCCUGAAGGAGGAGCUGGCUUAUCUCAGGAAGAACCAUGAGGAGGAGAUGAACUCCAUGAGAGGCCAGGUGGGCGGAGACGUCAACGUGGAGAUGGAUGCAGCUCCUGGCGUGGACCUGAGCCGCAUCCUGAACGAGAUGCGUGACCAGUAUGAGAAGAUGGCCGAGAAGAACCGCAAAGAUGCUGAAGAAUGGUUCUUCAGCAAGACCGAGGAGCUGAACCGCGAGGUGGCCACCAACAGCGAGCUGGUGCAGAGCGGCAAGAGCGAGAUCUCGGAGCUGCGGCGCACCAUGCAGAACCUGGAGAUCGAGCUGCAGUCCCAGCUCAGCAUGAAAGCAUCCCUGGAAAACAGCCUGGAGGAGACCAAAGGCCGCUACUGCAUGCAGCUGGCCCAGAUCCAGGAGAUGAUCGGCGGCGUGGAGGAACAGCUGGCACAGCUGCGCUGCGAGAUGGAGCAGCAGAGUCAGGAGUACAAGAUCCUGCUGGACGUGAAGACGCGCCUGGAGCAGGAGAUCGCCACCUACCGGCGCCUGCUGGAGGGCGAGGACGCCCACCUUGCCUCUUCGUUCUCCUCUGGCUCCCAGUCUCACAGAGAAGGAUCCUCCACCAGUCGCCAGAUCCGCACCAAGGUCGUGGAUGUGCACGAUGGCAAGGUGGUGUCCAGCCACGAGCAGGUCCUUCGUUCCAAGAACUAA
Molecule: messenger RNA, 1416 nt
Organism: Elephantulus edwardii (Cape elephant shrew)
Lineage: Eukaryota; Metazoa; Chordata; Mammalia; Macroscelidea; Macroscelididae
Gene: KRT14
Product: keratin 14
Exons: 8
Coding region: 1-1416 (471 amino acids)
Cellular component (GO): keratin filament
Molecular function (GO): structural molecule activity
Source: RefSeq, a predicted model, not a curated record